CUACCACCAUGCAUUGUUUCCUUCCCCAUUUGCUUGGGUAGAUUUCUUAGAAGGUCAGGUAACGCAGUCACAACCCUGAAAGGCGGAGGAGGACGAGGAGGUGGCGGCGGUAUCUUUUGGUGGAAAAAACCCAUAGAUAAAGGGUAGAAUGGCACAAGACCUACUCGAUCUUGAUAAACUAAACAGGACCAUAUUAUGUUACGCCGAGACAGUUUACCGGAUUAAUGGCGUAUGGGAAGGACCUGAUCCAUUGACACCCUUUAUACCUCUCUUCUUCAUUCAGAUAACCCUUGCCAUCAUGUUUACUCGUCUUCUCGUCUUCGCCCUAAAACCCUUCAACCAACCUUCUAUUAUUGCAGAAAUUCUCAGUGGUAUAAUUCUGGGACCUUCUGUAUUUGGAAGAAACAGUGGAUUCAGAAAGCUGAUGUUCCCAAGUUACACUUACAAAGUGCUGGAGCCAAUGGCACAUUUGGCCCUUGUAUACCAUGCCUUCCUUGUGGGAUUAAGAAUGGACAUAAAAGCAAUUCGACGCACCGGAUCCAAGGCUCUUAACAUUGCUGUAGCCGGAACUAUAAUCCCUUUCUCUCUAGGUUCCACCUUAUAUUUCGUCUUCCGAGGCAAUAAAACAGGUUUCAUUUUCUGGGGGGCUGCCCUUACCGUCACCGGCUUCUCGGUACUAGCAGAAAUUCUUGAAAAGCAAGAAAUAAUCAACACUGAAAUUGGUAAGACUGCCAUGGCCUCUGCCCUAAUCAACGAGGUCUGUGCAUGGUGUUUUCUGGCGCUUGGGCUUGCCAUCACCGGCGCCCCCCGAAACAUUCACUGGUCAUUGCUAUGUACCAUUGUUUUUGUACUACUCAGUGUCUAUUAUAUCCGGCCUUUUCUCAAUUGGGUCAUCCGGAAAACACCAGAAGGGCAAGGAUACAGUGAGUUCUAUAUAUGUUCAGUGCUCACUGGAGUGGCCUUCUCUGGAGUCAUCACUGAUGCAUGUGGAACACACCCCAUGAUUGGUGCCUUCGUCUUUGGACUUGUGAUACCUAGUGAAGUUCUUGAAGCUGCACUGAUUGAAAGGCUUGAAGACUUUGUCGCUGGAAUUUUUAUGCCGGUGUUCUUCAUGGUUUGUGGGCUGAGAACUAAUGUUGAUACCGUCUCUGACCAAACUUCUUGGAUCGUGGUGGCAUUUGUUUUAAUUUUAGCCUGCACUGCCAAGAUUCUGUGCGCUCUUGCCGUUUCCCUCUUCAGUAACAUUCCAGCCAAGGAAGCAGUUGCGGUUGGAGUAUUGACAAACACCAAGGGCGCCAUGGCAAUGAUCAUCCUUGAAGCUGGACAAACACAAUUGGCUCUAAACACGCAAACGUACUCAUUAAUGGUGAUUGCAAUCCUGUUAAUGACGAUGGUUGUCAUGCCUGCCACAAUCACAUAUCGUCCAUCUAAGAAUUUGGUACCAUAUAAGCGCAGGACAAUAGAGAAGGCAAAAUCAGAUGAAGAGCUCCGAGUCCUUGCGUGUAUUUACAAUACGCGUCAUGUCCCUUCCAUUAUUAACCUUCUCAGGGCUUCAAAUGCCACGAACAGAUCCCCCAUAAGAGUGUUUGCUCUCCAACUAGUUGAACUCAUUGGACGUGCCACUGCUAGUCUGGUUGUCCAUAGCAACCGCAAAGUGGGCCCCAGAAAUCCCAGCGACGUAGAAGCACAAGCAGAUCAUAUUAUAAGUGCUUUUGACAACUAUGAACUACGAUCAGACGGCGUUACCACCCAAACACUCACUGCCCGGUGCGCUUACUCCACCAUGGAUGAAGAUAUUUGCAAUGUUGCAAAGGACAAGCGUUCAGCAUUCAUAAUUAUCCCCUUUCACAAGCAACAAACUCUUGAUGGUGAAAUGGAGGAUAUCAAUCCUGCCAUCCGGAGUGUUAAUGAAGGCGUACUAGAAAACGCACCUUGUUCUGUGGGUAUAUUGAUUGAUAGAGGACUUCAGGAGUCAAAUGAUCAUGCGCGCAAUAUUGCCAUGUUGUAUUUUGGGGGUCCUGAUGACAGGGAAGCAUUGUCUUAUGCUUGGAGGAUGGCAGAAAAUUCAAAUAUCAGCCUAACAGUAGCAAGGUUUACCCCUAGUAGUGAUGCAGAGGAACUGGAUCCUGUAGAAUCUGUUGCAAAAACCCACAUGACUCUGCAAAUUGACAGUGAGAGAGAGAACCUGCUAGAUGAGGAUUACCUGAACAAGUUCAAGAUUGCAACCGCCAAUGACAAAUCAAUAACAUACGUUGAAUUGAUGUUAAAUGAUGAAGAAGAAACUGUUAAUGCAAUAAAAUCAAUGGAUAAACGCCAUCACGAUCUUUUCAUUGUUGGAAAAGGGGCAGGCAUUAUGUCACCUUUGACAACAGGUCUAGCCGACUGGUGUGAUUGUCCAGAGCUGGGGCCAAUUGGAGAUCUUCUGGUCACAUCAGAAUUUGAAUCUGCAUUUUCGGUGCUGGUGGUGCAACAGUACAUCAGGUCAAACAAGAGGGAUGGAUCAGAGAGGUCUGCAAGCUCAGUGGACUAUGGGCAAGAGAUGGAACUGAGGCCAUCAGUAAGCGGAAGCGAUGGAUUUGAAUCCAUCACCAGUUUCACAACAAGAGAUCAAAAUAACCGAAUGCCCUUACACGAUUAGGUUUUCUGCAUCAUUUUUAAUCAAACAUGUGCAUGUUGGCUUCAGAUUUUGUAAGACAAUUUCGUUUCGCUUCAUAAAGACACUAUCUAUAUAAAUUGAUUCUUCCAACUAUAAAAGAUUCAUAAAAAAUUAUGUGAACUAGUAAGGUUAAACAACUUAAGCUUCAGAGGUAAGUUACUCUGCCGCCUAGGAAUACCUGUUGCAAUUUUAGUCGAAAAACCCAGUCAGAAGUUUUAACGUAGAGUGAACCCUGCACUCCCAGUCUCCAAUAUUUGGAAUUGACAAAAUCUAGUCUCCAUAAAUACAGACAUGCAAACAGUGAUAUUACUGAAUUCUAUAUAGUUAUUGCUCACUUGAGAAGUUAUUAGUUAGUUCUAAAUACACACACAAGAGGGUGUAAACAGAUUGUUACUCUUGGAGAUCUGACUGAAGGCUGAAGUUAAGCGCAAAUGCUAAUGAAGCUGGAACGUAACUUGGGGUUCAUGACCUACAACAGAGUUUUAUGUUUAGAUGAACCUUAUGAGUGACUUGAUUCAUUGAUACAAACAACUUAACCCAGAAAUUCACCGAUGAUAUUUGAAUACGCACAAUAUUGAAAUACUGGCCAGGCAAAACAAAAUGGACAAGCAUAGUAAAAUCUAAUGUAUGAAAGAGUGAAUUCACUCAAAAACACAAAUGAAGUUGAGAUAUAACAACAUAUUUGUCUUUGGAGAUCAAAUCACUUGCUAAUCUGAUCUAUCUUAUUCUGUAUAAGUGUGUAGAAAUGCAGGUCAAAGGUGUCAAAUGUGCAUCACUACAAACUGAACAAAGUGGAGGAGCAUCUCCAGAUAAAUAUCAAUUAUUAUCUUGAAAGAUAAUCAUCAUGCAACAUGGGUAGCAACUCGUAGAUGCUUCAAAGUUUAGACAAGUCUGCAACCUUAAAAUCACCUAUUCACUGAAUCUUCUUAAGAAUGUUGACAUAAGUAUAGCAAGAAAAAGACAUGAAAAGCUUAUGGAACCAGCAAUAAGAAUUGACAAAUGACAAGAAAUCACAAUAUAUUUCAAACCAGUAACAUAAACUUAUCAGUAUAAUUCUCUUUCUAACUCUUCCCAAUCCUAACCUCGUCUAAGCCCUCUCCGCACCCCCACCAAGACCACCCUACUGUCCCAAAA
Messenger RNA from Olea europaea var. sylvestris, 3790 nucleotides. RefSeq names its product cation/H(+) antiporter 15-like. The transcript is spliced from 3 exons. Bases 149 to 2638 code for a protein of 829 amino acids. Lineage: Eukaryota; Viridiplantae; Streptophyta; Magnoliopsida; Lamiales; Oleaceae. Gene Ontology annotation, biological process: proton transmembrane transport; regulation of pH. Gene Ontology annotation, cellular component: endomembrane system; membrane. The record is from RefSeq and is a predicted model, not a curated record. Gene Ontology annotation, molecular function: antiporter activity.